Molecule: messenger RNA, 8457 nt
Organism: Pecten maximus
Lineage: Eukaryota; Metazoa; Mollusca; Bivalvia; Pectinida; Pectinidae
Product: transcriptional enhancer factor TEF-1-like
Exons: 10
Coding region: 234-1547 (437 amino acids)
Biological process (GO): embryonic organ development; regulation of transcription by RNA polymerase II; hippo signaling
Cellular component (GO): transcription regulator complex
Molecular function (GO): DNA-binding transcription factor activity, RNA polymerase II-specific; RNA polymerase II cis-regulatory region sequence-specific DNA binding
Source: RefSeq, a predicted model, not a curated record
UUUUGAAUCCCUCGAAUAUUUGUCAUAGUUUUAGUAACAACUUCCGGCCAAUGCAAUGUUUGCCAGGUGAUUGGAGAAUCAUUUGAGAACUGUGCAGAUUGUCAACUGUGACGGUGCAGCAUGUUCGGGAAAAUGUUGUUUCAACACGAUAGGAUUGUUAUGGAGGGUGAGGGUGACCUACAUUCGGCACCCAAAAACUGUGCAUGGCGCUACGGUAGAGAGGUGAGAGGCAGAUGACUUCCACAUGGUCCAGUGAUGACCUGUCCGCAGGAGCAAGCGGGAUGACAAAAGCAGAGGAGGAUCCCGACAGUCCAUCCAACGAUGAUCUGUCAAAUGAUGCUGAGGGGGUGUGGUCACCAGACAUCGAACAGAGCUUCCAGGAGGCACUUGCCAUAUACCCGCCUUGUGGCAGGCGGAAAAUCAUUCUGUCAGAUGAGGGCAAGAUGUAUGGUCGAAAUGAAUUAAUAGCCAGAUAUAUCAAACUGCGAACGGGAAAAACCAGAACAAGAAAACAAGUGUCAUCUCAUAUACAAGUGCUCGCCCGCCGAAAAGCCAAAGAGAUUCAGGCGCAACUCAAGGUACCUCAUACUAUUCCUAUGCAGGAUCAGGCAGCCAAGGACAAAGCCCUACAAAGCAUGGCCUCCAUGUCUUCUGCCCAAAUAGUGUCUGCUAGUGCUAUUCACAACAAGGCCUUGGCCCAGGGGCUUGGAAUCGUCCAAAAUAUGGGAGGGGUCAGGCCGUCCUACCCCUCCCCCGGGGGACCACAGUUUUGGCAUCAGAAUUCUCUGGGACCUCAAGCAGACGUGAAGCCCCCUUUUGGUGCAUCAGGUUAUAUAGAUGCCAAGCCGCCAAACUCCAUGAACAAUGAAAUGGUUGCCCCAGCAUGGCAGGGUCGUUCUAUAGCAGGGCCUAAAGUUCGCCUCGUUGAGUUCUCAGCUUUUCUGGAACAGCAGAGAGAUCCAGACUCGUACAACAAACAUUUAUUUGUCCACAUUGGUUCCAACCCUACUUAUUCUGAUCCCAUGCUGGAAGCUAUUGACAUUCGACAGAUUUAUGACAAAUUUCCAGAGAAGAAAGGUGGAUUAAAAGAACUGUACGAUAAAGGACCACAGUCAGCAUUCUUCCUUGUUAAAUUCUGGGCGGACAUCAACACAAAUGUUCAGGACGAGGCCGGAGCGUUUUAUGGGGUUACGAGUCAGUAUGAGAGUAGUGAAAAUAUGACCAUCACAUGUUCAACCAAAGUGUGUUCAUUUGGGAAACAGGUCGUCGAAAAGGUCGAGACGGAAUAUCCCCGGUUUGAGAGUGGUCGUUUUGUGUACAGAAUACACAGAUCUCCCAUGUGUGAAUACAUGAUCAACUUCAUCCACAAACUUAAACACCUACCUGAAAAAUACAUGAUGAACAGUGUGCUGGAAAACUUCACCAUUCUACAGGUCGUUAGCAACAGAGAGACUCAGGAGACACUUUUAUGUACGGCCUACGUGUUUGAGGUGUCAACCAGUGAGCACGGCGCACAGCACCACAUAUACAGACUGGUCAAGGACUGACCGCCUCAAAGUGAUAACUGACAUGUAGUGAACAUUUCACUUUAACUACAGCAUUUAAGUGCCACAGUCUGAAAUGACUGUUUAAGAGUUAUCUCCUCACAACUUCCUGUAGAACUGAGAAUCACAGGUUAACUCUCCACAGAGAAAGGUCACACAGGAGUGGCAUUACCUGUUCAUGCAUACCUGUGGCCUUUGAGACUUAGUAGGAAGAAAAAUAAGGAUUAUUUCUCUGAUUCCAAGUCCAACGGCUGGACACUGUCGGAGCUCUUCAAUCACAUCUGGAACGAAAAAACCAUAUUUCCGUCACAAAAAGCUGCAAAGUUUAUGAAGAGUUCAUCUUAUCAGAGGUUGUACAAUGUAAGCUAUAAGCUGAUAGUUUUGUUAUGGACAUAAUAUUGCUUAGUUUUAGUUCUUCUUUAAGGAUAUCUUAACUAGUGAUGAAGUUCCUACAUAUUGAUAUCUGUUCAGUGAUGAGGUUCUUAUGUAAGGAUAUCUAACCAGUGAUGGGGUUCUUAUGUAAGGAUAUCUAACCAGUGAUGAGGUUCAUAUGUAAGGAUAUCUUAACUAGUGAUGAAGUUCUUACAUAUUGAUAUCUGUUCAGUGAUGAGGCUCUUAUGUAAGGAUAUCUUACCAGUGAUGGGGUUCCUACGUAAGGAUAUCUUAUCAGUGAUGGGGUUCCUACCUAAGGAUAUCUAACUAGUGAUGAGGUUCUUAUGUAAGGAUAUCUGAUCAGUGAUGAGGUUCCUAUGUAAGGAUAUCUGAUCAGAGAUGAGGUUCUUAUGUAAGGAUAUCUGGUCAGUGAUGGGGUUCCUAUGUAAGGAUAUCUGACCAGUGAUGAGGUUCCUAUGUAAGGAUAUCUGAUCAGUAGUGAGGUUCUUAUGUAAGGUUAUCUGACCAGUGAUGAGGUUCCUAUGUAAGGAUAUCUAACUAGUGAUGAAGUUCCUAUGUAAGGAUAUCUAACUAGUGAUGAGGUUCCUAUGUAAGGAUAUCUAACAAAUGAUUAGGUUCCUAUGUAAGGAUAUCUAACCAGUGAUGAGGUUCUUAUGUAAGGAUAUCUAAUCAGAGUUGAGGUUCCUAUGUAAGGAUAUCUAACAAAUGAUUAGGUUCUUAUGUAAGGAUAUCUAAUCAGAGAUGAGGUUCCUAUGUAAGGAUAUCUAACUAGUGAUGAGGUUCCUAUGUAAGGAUAUCUGACCAGUUAUGAGGUUCUUAUGUAAGGAUAUCUGGUCAGUGAUGAGGUUCCUAUAUAAGGAUAUCUGAUCAGUGAUGAGGUUCCUAUGUAAGGAUAUCUAACAAGUGAUGAGGUUCUUAUGUAAGGAUAUCUGAUCAGUGAUGAGGUUCCUAUGUAAGGAUAUCUAACUAGUGAUGAGGUUCUUAUGUAAGGAUAUCUGACCAGUUAUGAGGUUCCCAUGUAAGGAUAUCUAUUCAGUGACGAGGUUCCUAUGUAAGGAUAUCUGAUCAGUGAUGGGGUUCCUAUGUAAGGAUAUCUAACAAAUGAUUAGGUUCCUAUGUAAGGAUAUCUGAUCAGUGAUGGGUUCCUGAGUAAGGAUAUCUGUUCAGAGAUGAGGUUCCUAUGUAAGGAUAUCUGAUCAGUGAUGGGGUUCCUGAGUAAGGAUAUCUGUUCAGAGAUGAGGUUCCUACAUAAGAAUAUCUGAUCAGUGAUGGGGUUCCGGAGUUAGGUUAUCUGUUCAGAGAUGAGGUUCCUAUGUAAGGAUAUCUGAUCAGUGAUGGGGUUCCGGAGUAAGGAUAUCUGUUCAGAGAUGAGGUUUCUGUGUAGGGAUAUCUGACUAGUCCUUGAGGAUAUAUCCAACCAGCGAUUAAGUUAUGUUGUGAUGCAAUAAUAAUACACACAUGAAAUGUGUGCUGUCGUAAGAAGACAACAUAUUGUUAUUACAUAUGGGCUAAGUUGUUCAAAGCAUUAUUAAUAUAAUUAGAUUUCAUUGCAAUAUGUUUUUCAAUAAAGGAUAAACAUGUGAGAGUCCAACUUUGGCAAUAAAGGUUGGUUUCCUUGUUGGAUAUCGUACCGACUUUAAAAACAAUAUGUAAAGAUUACUGGUGUAAUUCCUUUGUAACUGUCGGGUACUGUUCACCAGUUAACAAUGGUUUGAACAACUUGGCUCAGAUGAAUUAUAGACCUCCCACCAACUUUAUAAAAUCAAAUAUAUAUUUUUGUUAGCAGUGAUUGUAUAGAUGGCAAUGGAGGCCUGUGUUAUGGUAGUUUAUUUGUUAUGAAUAUUGUAUGAAUAUUGAAGAGAUCAUUUGAAUUCAUGAAUAGUUAUGGUUACUUAUGCAUAUUCAGCAGUCACAAUGGAGUAUUGUUGUUUGAUUUGUUUAUGAGAAAUAAAAAUGUUAUUUUUAACAAAAUCUGUUUGAGGACGGUGCUUUAAGAGAGGAUUAUGUAGUAGAAAUUGUAAGGACACCUGUUAAUGAUCUCAAAUUUAUCAUGUUUAUCAUUUAUCAUACUGCUUGUAUAACACACGCACUCACUUCUCCAUAGAAAUAUGGAAGGAAAUUCAAUCACAAAUCAUUAUUCAUGAAAAAAUACAUCAAUUUAUCAACAUGAGCUUUAUAUAAUUGAUGUUGAUUUAAAUGGUAAAUAAUCAAUUGUUUCACAAUUGAUUGUUAAAUAGAUUCAGUUAAUUGAUAUGAACUGUUUAAGCUAUGAUGGUUUUAAAUAAUCAUGUUAUGGUCCUUAGCUGAAACAUCCACUUAUUUUAUUAGUCAUGUGAUCAAAUAUUCGCUGCAGUGCUCAUGUGACCAAUAGUCUCUAAUGAUCAUGUGAUCAGAUAGUCUUGGCAAUGGUCAUGUGAUCAGAUAGUCUCGGCAAUGGUCAUGUGAUCAGAUAGUCUCGGCAAUGGUCAUGUGAUCAAAUAGUUUCGGCAGUGAUCAUGUGAUCAGAUAGUCUUGCAGCACAAUCUCCUCUCUAUAUUACAGAUGCAGAACAAAUGUAAAUAUAUAUAACAACUGUUUAGCACUUGUGUGUUUGUACAAGCCAGGAUGUGAUGCAUGAUAAUAAAUUCUGAUUUAUGAGACUUUCAGUAUGUUAGGAAGCUCCCAAUGACAAUGCUACAACGCGUGUCAGGUACACCACUAUUGUCAUUGAUGUAGCUGUUUUCGGUGCUGAUCCCAGUAAUAAUAUUAAUGGAACUUAACAGAAUUUUAAUAGAGGGCAAAUUAUUAUUCUUGACAAUAAAUCGAAGAUUUUCUGGUUAAGAUGUAUGUUAUUGCUUUAGCCAUUGUGGGCACUUGUUUGAUAUCAGUUUUCCUUAUUUACAGUGACACUGUUAAACUCUCGUGUUCACAAACUAGCACGUCAUAGAAUAACCAGCAUGUCAUAGAAUAACCAGAAACCUUUCAUAUUGACUCACUGUAUCAAUUUGGAAACUUUGCUUUUCUUGAACUGCAUCACAGUGCAUGGUCAAAAUUUGAAUUUAAAUUAAAUCAUUUGAUUUGUUUGUUAUUCUUUGAAACAGGGAAUCAAUCAUAUUUCUAAUUAUUUAACAUUUUAGAAAUGAAUUGUAGUCAGACUAUUGGAGUAUAGAAUAACAAAGCUAUAUAGUGAUACAAUAUUUGUUACAGAAGUUUUUUUAUUCAAAAAAGCUAUUUUUAAACUUUGAACAAAACUGCAUGAUCUUUUUUUUUUUAUAAUCUGUUUUGCAGGGCCAUUAUUGGUUCAAAUUUUAUCACAGUAGUUCUUAAUCAUUCUGUAGUGUAUUAUACAUUGUGAUAAUGUAAUCCAAGUUAUAAAUUCUCUUUUGUCAUGAGAGAUAAAGCCAAAAAAGCUUUAUUUUUUCCUUCAAAAUUUGAAGUUUUGCCAUAAAGAAAACCUAUGAUAGGAAGGGUAAACUACUGCUUGUACCAAUACCAUUAAUGUAAUAUGCACAUUCUACAUAGUCUCAUCUUAACAAAUGUCACUACGGGAAAUUUUACCUUUCCUUUUUAUCUGUGUCUUAAAACCUACGAAUGCAACACAAUUUUGAUAGAUGUCGAUUUGUAUGGUACAAGAACUUGUACGUAAUUACUGCCUUAUAGAUAAUCCGCCCACCAGAUUACUAGAACUCUUUUAUUAUAUUUCAGAAAAAAAAGAGUUUUUUAAGCUGUAUGAAAUAUAUGUGAAUAUUUUUAUUGUAACACGAAGAAAUUAUUUAUACACUGCAAGCAUUGUAAUUUGAUGAUGUACGUGUAUUUAAAUACCCCAAAACCCAGACCAUUCUAAAAUAGUCUUUAUGUUGAAGGUAUGUUUUACUGUGAAGUAAAUUGAUUGAUUUGAGAAUUUGUAUUAUAAAACCAAUAUACCAGAUUGUUACGGGAUGUGUGUGAUAUACAUAUCAUCUGUGUAAGAGAGUUGUAUACAUGUACUAAUAGUUUUACUUGAUCUGUGUAAGAGAGUUGUAUACAUGUAAUCAUAGUUUUACACUGUUUUUGAACUGAACUACAUCAUGCAUUUCUAUGUCUGUAUUUCCUUUUAAUGCUGAAGGAUCAAAAUCACAUGGUUUAACAUAAAAUAUCACGCUACUGAAUGGUGUUGUAUAUGAUAACAUUCUAGUUGUUGUUAUCAUGAUGUUGAUAUUUUAAUAAUGUCACUAAACUUAUUUUGGCAUAUGACACUGUAUGCAUAAAAUUUUCUGUCAUCCUGUCAAUAUAGUAAAUAUUUUCUUGUACAUAUUCACGCAAGUUGUUCAAUUGUCUAGUUAUAAUUUUUAUCAGAUUGUUAAUAUAUAAGAUAAAAUGGUCAUUGUUUGGUGCAUUUUAUUCAUUUUAUCAUCAGCCAUUAUAACACGUACAUAUUAUAACAUCACUGAUUCAUUUUAUGCAAAAUUGAGAGUUUUAAAACUACUGAUCAAUCCUAUAGUCUACAACACUGGAACAUUUAUUUCAAAACUACAUAUAGAAUAGGUUGUAAGUGGAAAUGGUGAACUUAACUCGACUUAAAAAAGUCAACAUAAAUUUUAACUUUUUUAUGUGUUAAUUCUACACCACUGUAGAUUCUACAUAUGACAUAAACCUGUUUUAUGUUUUACUAACAUGUACCAUGUUACCAGAUACCAGUGCCUUUUGUGUACUCGCAGCCCUCCAGACACUUACUCCGAUAAUAAGGCAGAUGGACACGCUGGCCCACCAUCCAAUUUGUCCAGCAAUGUCCAGUAGGGGGCAGUAAUAGUCUAAUGUUUACAUUUGAUUGGUAAAAUACAGUUUUUUAUUAAAAUAUUUACAACUUCAAAUGGUUUCAUCUUUAUCCUGGAUUAUUUUUUAUUCAAAACAUAAUAAAGAUGAAAAGGCAUACAUAAACAUGUUUUCAGAAAGACUUUGAUAUCGUGACAUGUUGAUGGAAUAUUAUUGAGGUGUUUUAUGUGUUUUUAUUAAAAGUAUGCAAUAGUUAUCACAGAGGCCAAAUACAAGAGUUUAUAAUCUAUGUACUACUAGGGACUGGGAGACCGGUUACCUAGAAUUAACAUACAAUGUAUGUAAUAAUUUGGUGUAAAAAUAAGCAAUACAGGUUUUAAUUAAUUUUGUUGAAUGAAAUUUUGUUGGUUUGUAAUAGAGAAAUUCAUUUAUGUUGAUGUUCAUUGAAAACCAUUUUAAUGUGUUACUUGUGUGUUCUUGUUUCGUGGUCACUUUGAUCAGAACUUCAUAGAAGUAUUCAAUUUGAAAGGUGUUGUAAUGGUUUUUCCCCACAAAUUUUCACAAUUUUUGAGUGUGAUUAGUAAUUAAGGAGAAGUAACUCUGACAUUUAUUGGGUAUUUGAAGUGUUGUAUUAUAAACCAAUGUAGUGCUACUGGAAGGUAUGUGAUAUCAAACCUAAAAUUGAUGCAGAUUUUCUUGCCUUACAUUGUAAAUGACAUCUUUCUUACAGGUUUAUAUCAUUGUUUAAACAUUCAAAUAAGAACCCACAGAUAUUAAUGUAAGUUUUUAAACUGUUUACAGAUUUUCCAUGUAAACAAUUUGACCUGGAUUCAUGAAUGUAAAUCUGUGAGGUAUGACAUUUCUUAUAAGCACAUAGUAUUGGUUCAGAGAAAUGCAUAUUAAAGACAUUGAAAAUCUUCCGUGUACCCCAGUAUGAGUAUUGUUUACGGUACUAGUAAAGAGAGGAAUUGACAAAAUCAUCGGUGCUGAAUUAGAAUAUGCAAAUGACUUUUUGUAAUUCUGCUGUUAAAAGAAUACAUCAUUGUUUGUGUUUAGUGUUACUGGUGUUUUUUUCUGUAAUUAUUUCUUUACAAGUGACCUCAAAGUUAAUUGUAUGAGCCAAAACAAUACAUUAGGUUUACUUGACUGACAAGUUUGUCACUGCUUCUAGAUUUCAUACAUCAACCAUAUUAUCAUUUCAUACACCAAUAUCUUGGUAACAACUUUAUUCCUAAACCUCUAUCUCAUCAUAUCUAACAUAUGUAUCCUGGUGUGGAUUAAGAACAUCUGAACGCUUUUGUUAUAUCACACAUUUUAAUUCAAAUCUAUUUAUGAUGAAGGUGAUUAUAAAAAGUGUCUGUUAAUGGGUAGUUAAUUGUUAAGUAUAACUUACACCAACACUUUGGAUGAUUUGUUUUUAACAUGUCAAUCUAAGGGCUACAUUUUUUUGAUAACUUUGUCGAUACAUAAUACCUGUCUGAGGUAUAUACACUGCUUUUUCUGUUUCCACAAGAAUGUGUGGAGUUCUAUGUUUAUGGUUGGAUAAAGUUUAUUUUUUAAUAUUUGAUGUUAGCUAUAAGUUUGUUGUACAUUAAGAGUUGAGAUGGCUUUGAUACCUGCCUUUACCCGGUUAUGUCCCUUGAUGGAUACCGCCCCUGUUGUCCCCAUAGUCUAUGUACAGGUCCAGUGAUCACCUUAUACUUUUUGAAUGGAGCUUUGUUUUUCUGCUGUACUUUUGUAUGAAAAACAACAGAAGGUAAACUAAAGUAUUAAAAAUGAAAUAAGUUUA